AUGAUCAGUACCUUUUUCCCACCUAUUGAAUUAGAUGGAACUGCAGAAUUAGCACUUUUGAGUUUACAAGCUUGCAACUCUAAACCAAAUGUUAGUGAAAAAAAUAAUUCUUUUCGUAUUUUAACCUAUAACGAUUACCUUGAAAGUUCAACGUCUGUUAAUAAUUCCGUUAUUGAUUUAUCAAUACCAAUAGGAUCGUACGAGUUAGAUGAUAUAGUAAAUUUCACAGCAAACAAUAGCAUAGGAGAGUUGUUGGGAUUCAAUAAAAAAACGUUUGAAGGCGGUGUCAUACAUGAAUCAGAACAAAUGGCUAAUAUUAAUCCACUAUCGUGUAUAAGAAUAGAGUGUGAUAUUGUACAUGGAGCAUUUGUUAACGGACGCGAGACGUGUUCUAUUCACGAGUUUUAUCCCUUGGUGUCACCCGGUUAUAAGAUUGUAGAAUCACCUAAUAAUCUUAUAUAUUAUUCCGUGUUGACCAAUCAAAUAGAUAACGUAAAAAUUGAAAUUAAAGAUCAGAACGGAGAGCUUGUCGAUUUCAGAGGAGAAAGUGUAACGAGACGUUUUCAUGAAGUUGAGAACAGUUCAAUUUCAAAACUUCCAGAGUUAACAAGGGAGAGCUUGACUACACUUUUAAAUCUUGGUUAUACACUUGAAAAUCGUAAUGGAAGAUAUUCUGAACAUUCACGAAAAACCGUACUUCGAAGAAAUAACGCGCUGUCGAAUAACGAUGAAAUACGAAUUGCGAUACAACAUCAAGAUUUAUAUACUCUCCCCAGCGAAUCUUUGUUACACAUCGAAGGUGAAGUUGAAAGAAAUAUAGAAACAGGUAAUGGAGAAGCUUCUGUAAAAUUAAUAAACAAUGGCAUUAUGUUCCUAUUUGAUGAAAUUCGUUACGAAUUAAACUCUGUUGAAAUUGAUAAAGUAAGAAAUCCUGGUAUUACGACAUGUAUGAAAGGUUAUGCGUCUUUUCAAACGGCAAACCUUUACCGAUAUCAAAAUGCCGGAUGGAAUGAAAGUGGUGAAUCUAGAGAAAAAUUCGAAGUGUGCAUACCUCUCAAAGUAAUUAUGGGAUUUGCGGAAGAUCAUCGUAAAAUAAUAAUAAAUUCCCGACAAGAAUUAAUACUGCAUAGAUCCAGCGUGGACAUUAACGCAUUAAAGUGUGAGCGAGCGAAUGGUAAAAUAAAAAUUUCGAAAAUAAUGUGGAGAAUGCCUCAUAUAAACGUAGAGGACAGUGUAAGAUUGAAACUGUUAAAGACUUUAGAUUCUCGUAAACCACUUUACAUCGCUUUUAGAAGUUGGGAAUUAUUUGAACAUCCAUAUUUACCACAAACUACAAAACAUUCGUGGGCCGUUAAAACAUCAACGCAUACGGAAAAACCUAGAUAUGUGAUUAUAGGAUUUCAAACUAAACGUAAAAACAAAAUAACAGCUGACAUGAGUAGAUUCGAUCACUGUUCUCUAAUAUUACUCAAAGUAUUUUUGAAUUCGGAAUCAUAUCCUUACGAUAGUUUAAACAUUGAUUUCGAUAAUGAUAAAUAUUCAGCAUUAUAUCAAAUGUAUUCAUCGUUUCAAGAUAGCUUUUAUAAUAUAGAUAACGGUGAUCCUAUUUUGACUAAAGAAGAAUUUAAAGAUAACGCUCCUAUAGUUGUUAUCGAUUGUUCUAAACAAAAUGAAAAAAUUAAGAGCGCUCCCGUUGACGUUCGAAUUGAAUUCGAAACUAAAAUUCCUAUACCAAACGAUACAUCAGCAUAUUGUCUUAUACUACAUGAUAAGAUUUUCGAGUAUAACGCUAUGACUAGCGAAGUACACAAGGUGGUUUAA
Messenger RNA from Daktulosphaira vitifoliae (grape phylloxera), 1821 nucleotides. RefSeq lists its product as uncharacterized. NCBI's taxonomy places the organism in Eukaryota, Metazoa, Arthropoda, Insecta, Hemiptera, Phylloxeridae. Bases 1 to 1821 code for a protein of 606 amino acids. The transcript is spliced from 5 exons. The record is from RefSeq and is a predicted model, not a curated record.